Messenger RNA from Callorhinus ursinus (northern fur seal), 2603 nucleotides. RefSeq names its product steroid 5 alpha-reductase 1 (gene SRD5A1). Gene Ontology annotation, molecular function: 3-oxo-5-alpha-steroid 4-dehydrogenase activity. Gene Ontology annotation, biological process: steroid biosynthetic process. NCBI's taxonomy places the organism in Eukaryota, Metazoa, Chordata, Mammalia, Carnivora, Otariidae. Gene Ontology annotation, cellular component: membrane. The record is from RefSeq and is a predicted model, not a curated record.
CCCGCCGCCACCGCCCUAUAAGUGGUCGCAGGGCCAUGGGGCUCAGCAGCCCUCUCCCGCCAUGGAGCCGGUCGAGAAGCUCCAGCUGGACGCGCUCGCCUACCUGCAGUGCGCCCUGGGCCUCCUGGGCUCCGUGGUGCUCAGGCGGGUGGACUCGGCCUACGGGCGCUACGCGUCGCCGGGCCUCGCCUUUCGGGUGCCCGCGCGGGCCGCCUGGGCGCUGCAGGAGCUGCCCUCGCUGGCCGUGCCGCUGUGCGUGUGCGCCGGCACGGCGGCGGAGCGCCUCCGCCGCGCGCCCAACCGCAUCCUCCUGGCCAUGUUCCUCGUUCACUACGCGCAACGGUCCUUGAUUUUCCCAUUUCUGAUCCGAGGAGGAAAGCCCAUGCCCUUGUAUACAUUUGUAUUGGCAUUCAUGUUCUGUAUCUAUAAUGGCUACUUGCAAAGCAGAUACUUGAGCCAGUAUGCUGUGUAUGCCGACGACUGGGUCACAGAUCCCCGAUUUCUAGUAGGUUUCUGCUUGUGGUUAAUAGGCAUGCUGAUAAACAUCCAUUCAGACCAUAUCCUGAGGAAUCUCCGGAAACCAGGGGAGACUGGAUAUAAGAUACCAAGGGGAGGCUUGUUCGAAUACGUGACGGCAGCCAACUACUUCGGGGAGGUGGUUGAGUGGUGCGGCUACAGCCUGGCCGGCUGGUCCCUCCAAGGCGGGGCCUUUGCCCUCUUCACCUUCUGCAUCUUAUUCACCCGGGCCCGGCAGCAUCACCAGUGGUACCUUGAAAAAUUUGAAGAUUAUCCAAAGUUCAGAAAAAUUAUAAUCCCAUAUUUGUUUUAAGUCCAUUGUCAAUGGACUCAUCUUGGACUUGCGGCAUUUCAUGAUUAUAUAAAUGAAUUAUGUCUCUGCCGUUUUCCUGCUCCUUCAUCUUUUUCAAGAUUUGCUGUAGGCAUUUUUUCCUAUGAAUUUCUAAGCUACCUAAUGGCAAACUAAUCAGACUGGAAUGCAGGUUGAACGACUGGGCUGCAUAUUGGGUCAAGAAUCGGGAACUCUGGGUCAUUCCAGCUGACCGUUUCUCUGCUUUUGGAGUCUCCUGUUUUGACUACGUACAGCUAAGUGUGCACAAGACCAGAAUGACAAGCCAUCUCUGGUGGCCUCUGUGGGCUGAAACACACCCCUGCCCCUCACAACCCAUUCCAGCCAUCAGUCCAAGGCCAAAGGCCAUGUUCCUCCCUCCCCUGAUAAAGGCAGGCCCGCCUCUCUGGUUCCUCUCAUCCUGCUGGGUCAGAGGCCAGGGGCACCCACGGUGUGGUGGUGUUCCCACAGCCCCAGGGGAAUGCCUGGGCUCUCACUGUGGGUGUUGUGGGGCAGAGACCUUGAGGCACAGCAAGGAGUCCAGCUGAGGCCCGGACAAAAGGCAUCUGGCACUUUCUACAGCCUGGCUCCCCAGAUGACUCCACAGCAGGGCAGGGUGCUGGGUGUGCUCCUAAGGGGUAAACCGCUCUGUCUCCCACUGAAAGGACUUAGAGCCCCCAAGGCAGCGGGGAGCCUCCUUAUGCUGAUUGCCAGAGGCAUUGGUAGGCUCUGGUUCAAGAUGAUUUUUUCUUCCUUCUGGGUAGAACUGGGAUGUUGGAAGGUACUUCUUUACCUUCAAUAUUGCAAAACAAUAUCUUGAAACAGAAUUCCUUACUCUAGAUGCUCUUGAGAGGUCCACGGAGAUAAAUGGCAGUAGUAAAAUUUACUGCCUAUUGCCAGAUAUUUAAAAGCAAUCUCCAACUAGAAGGCUGUUCAAUCUCUGGGCCACUCCGUGAAGCUCUGAUGGACACACGGUGGAGGUCCCCUCCUGGCCUGGGACAGCGCUGCCUGGGUGGCCGCCACCUCCACAGAGUGGGAAACCACAGGAGCAGGGGAAGGAAGGAGCAGACUGUUCACUCUGGCCCACUGACACUGCUCUGUAGGUGGGGGGGGGGGCGUCCAGAGCACCCGGCGGGCCUCCUGCACCCUCUCUUGGCUGGCCUUCCCAACCAGGGUCGGUGUCCCUUACAAGGUUUUACACAGAAGCCGUGUUCUCAGGGUGAGUGGAUUUUUAGAGUCUCUUGUGGUUUCAGAAUUCACCAAAAACUUGUCCGGUGCAGCUGUGCUUCAUUUUAACUGGAAACAGCACAUUUUUUUUAACAGAAAUCUUGUUAUUGAAUGAACAUUGUCCCUUUUCCUGGCCAUUUUCCGAUCACUGGAAAACGUGAAGCAUUAAGUAUUCUGGAUUGCCUCAGGAACACCCAAAAUGCCGAGCGCGUCAGGAGAGAUUGAGGCCGCCGUGUUCUGCAAGGUGCACUGGGCAGGAGCAGGAUGCUGGUCUGAGAGCUGGGAAGCUUCCGCGAAUGUUCCUUCUUCAUGUGAGCGGCCGGGGCCACCGGACCUUUGCGUUCACUCAGGCUUUGAUGCGCCCUUACUGGUUUCGCUGGCCUGCACCAGGUGCACGAUUAAUAGGAAGAAUCCCUGUUCUAUCUUGGCUCCCUGCCCUCCCAUUUCUUAAAAACUGUAACUUAGUAAACAGUCAUCAGUUACUGUGUUAAUUACAAUGAGGAGAUUAAUAAAAUUACAUAAAAUCCAGGCA